AUGGAAAAGGCAAUCCGCGAAGUACAAGAUACAAUAGGGGAAGACAGCAUCAGCAUCGACGAUGAAGUUCUCCAUGCCCAUGGUUAUUCCAAUUGGGCAAACCACAACAUUGACAAACUGCCGGUCGCAGUUGUGUUCCCCACAUCGACCGAGGAAGUUUCUCAAAUGGUCAAAAUCUGCAAUAAAUACAAAAUACCGAUCAUCCCAUUCUCUGGCGGCUCCAGUAUCGAAGGCAACUUCGCAGCGCCAUUUGGAGGAAUGAGUUUUGACUUUGUCCAUAUGGCAAAUAUUUUGCAACUUCACCCAGCUGACAUGGAUGUCGUUGUUCAACCAUCCGUUUCAUGGAUGGACCUGAAUGAGAAAAUCAAAGACAGCGGUUUAUUCUUUCCUAUUGAUCCAGGUCCAAGUGCGAAGAUUGGUGGAAUGGUGGGUACAAACUGUAGCGGUACGAAUGCUGUUCGAUAUGGCACCAUGAGAGAUUGGGUGGUCAAUCUAACCGUCGUGCUUGCUGAUGGCCAGGUAGUCAAGACGCGACGACGGCCCAGGAAGUCUUCUGCAGGCUACAAUCUUACUGGAUUGUUUGUCGGAUCGGAAGGAACACUUGGGGUAGUGACAGAGAUCACCUUGAAACUGACAACUAUCCCUGAAGAAACAGGAGUUGGCGUUGUCACAUUUCCGUCAAUGAGAGCGGCAGCCAAGGCAGCAGUGGACGUUGUGCACAAGGCGAUUCCAGUCGGAGCGGUGGAAAUUCUUGACGAUGUCCAGAUGAAUGUGAUCAACCGGGCGGGUAAUACCGAUCGAAAAUGGAAAGAGACUCCCACGCUUUUCUUCAAAUUCGCCGGCACCACGGGCGCGGUCAAAGACAGCAUUGCUCAAGUCGGUCAGGUGGUCAAGGCGCAUGGAGGGAGUGACUUUGAAUUUGCGAGGGAUGAAGCUGAGCAAAAGAGCCUGUGGUCUGCCCGGAAAGAAGCACUCUGGAGCAUGUUGAGCCUGAGAACGCACGGAAACGAAGUCUGGUCGACCGAUGUGGCCGUUCCACUUUCACGGGUGGCCGAUCUUGUUGAAGUUUGCAAAGAAGAGAUGGACGCCCUUGGUCUCUUCGGCAGUAUGAUGGGCCACAUAGGAGACGGCAACUUCCACGAGACCAUUCUGUAUGACGGCGAGAAAGAGAAAGAAGAGGUGAAGAGAUGCGUCCACAGCAUGGUUCAACGUGCUAUAGAAAUGGAGGGUACCUGCACCGGUGAACAUGGCGUUGGUCUGGGAAAGAAGGAAUUUUUACCUGAGGAAUUAGGACUUGGGACACUGGAAGUGAUGAGAACAAUCAAGAAGAGCUUGGAUCCACAUUGGCUACUGAAUCCCGGGAAGAUCUUUGAUGCAUGA
Molecule: messenger RNA, 1380 nt
Organism: Rhinocladiella mackenziei CBS 650.93
Lineage: Eukaryota; Fungi; Ascomycota; Eurotiomycetes; Chaetothyriales; Herpotrichiellaceae
Product: glycolate oxidase, subunit GlcD
Exons: 7
Coding region: 1-1380 (459 amino acids)
Biological process (GO): lactate catabolic process
Cellular component (GO): mitochondrion
Molecular function (GO): FAD binding; D-lactate dehydrogenase (cytochrome) activity; D-lactate dehydrogenase (NAD+) activity
Source: RefSeq, a predicted model, not a curated record